GCUCGAUGAUUCCAAAAGGAGUCACCUCGGGAAAACCCUCCAAUCCUCCAAGGCUGCACUAGCCUGCAACGCUUUACACGGCCAGGGAGAUGCCAGGGGAGAGACUGGGGCUGAGGAAAUUUAAUAAUUUGUGUUUUAAACAGGGUUUUGUCAAGCCCCUUCGUGAAACUCGCGGCCUGUCCUGGCCCUUGGACCCAAAACCAGGGAACCGGGAUCACCUGCCCAGCCUACAACCGAGCACUGGGGGAUGAACUGAGUGAUGCAGGGGAGCCACCCCGCUCCCGGCACGGCCACCAGCGGCCCCAUCGCUUCUCUGCCACGUCAAAAACAAGGACAUUAGGAGUUCGAGGAAAGCUUUCAAAGGGCAGUUUUCUGGGAAGGAAAUCAUAUUUUUGUGGGGGUUUUUUAUAAUGAAGAAAACCAUCUGAAUUGCCUGAUGUUUCUGUGGUAAAGUAACUUGCAUUCUUGCAGCACAGGAGGAAUUCUUUCCUGCAUUACAAAUUUGGAAGAAGCGUUAAAAAGUGAGAGUUGGAAAAUGGUUCUCUGAAAAAGGUGUGGAUGUAUCAGGAUGUAGCUACUGUACAAAGGUCAUACUUGGAUAAUUCUGGAUAGGAAAGAGCAUCCCUUUCCUGACCUCCUGAAGAGGCUGCAAUCCUUCGAGCCUCAGCAAUGAAUGGUUUCUAUCACGCGGCACUAAAGUUCCCUCCUCUGACUACGACGCUGCACAGAAGAGUUUGUAAGAGUUACAAAGAAAGUAAUUCCUGCUAAAGGCAUUAAACCAAACAAAAGAGGCUCUUCAUUCACAGACUUUACAUGAGGACUAAAAUAGAAGGAAGCUGAAGCUUUUCUGCGCUGGGGCCUGGUGUGCUUAUGUACCAUGAUAAAUCUUGGUUGGAAUGCUCAUUGAGUAUCGUGCCAGGAGCCAGGAAACACACACCACCAGCGAGGACCAUCUGAGUAAACACCAUCGAGAGAAAACUGCUUCAUGGAGUAAACCGUAAGAGUGACUGGGCAGAAAGACAUCCCUUCACUGGAUAUCCUCAAGCACAAAAUUUACUCAUACCUUUAAAUACGAUUGUUGAAGAUCAGAACUGUAUAGAAAUCUCAUCAUUCCUGACCAUGAUUAGUGUUACCUGGAGCAUCUUCCUAGUUUGGACUAAAAUAGGGCUGUUACUUGACAUGGCACCUUAUUCUGUUAGUGCCAAACCAUGCCCUUCAGUAUGUCGCUGUGAUGUGGGUUUCAUAUAUUGUAAUGAUCGCGAUUUGACGUCUAUUCCUACAGGAAUCCCAGAGGAUGCAACUACCCUCUUCCUUCAGAACAAUCAAAUAAAUAAUGCUGGGAUUCCUUCAGAACUGAAGAACUUGCUUAGGGUGGAAAGAAUAUAUUUAUACCGCAACAGCCUAGAUGAAUUCCCCACUAACCUCCCUAAGUACAUUAAGGAACUGCAUUUGCAGGAGAACAAUAUAAGGACCAUUACUUAUGAUUCACUUUCAAAAAUUCCUUAUCUGGAAGAACUGCAUUUGGAUGAUAAUUCUGUUUCUGCCGUUAGCAUCGAGGAUGGAGCUUUCCGGGACAACAUCUAUCUCAGACUUCUUUUUCUCUCUCGAAAUCACCUUAGCACCAUUCCCUGGGGUUUGCCUAAAACCAUAGAAGAGCUACGCUUGGAUGAUAAUCGUAUUUCCACAAUUUCUGAGCUGUCCCUUCAAGACCUUACAAAUCUAAAACGCCUUGUUUUAGAUGGAAAUCUUCUAAAUAAUCAUGGAUUAGGAGACAAAGUCUUCAUUAAUCUAGUCAAUCUUACAGAAUUGUCAUUGGUCCGCAAUUCACUCACAGCUGCACCAGUGAAUUUGCCGGGAACAAACCUAAGAAAGCUUUAUCUCCAAGAAAACCACAUCAACCGUGUGCCACCCAAUGCUUUCUCUUACUUACGGCAGUUGUAUCGACUAGAUAUGUCCAAUAACAAUCUCAGCAAUUUACCUCAGGGUGUCUUUGAUGAUCUGGACAACAUCACUCAACUUUUUCUUCGCAACAACCCUUGGCACUGCGGGUGCAAAAUGAAAUGGGUACGUGACUGGUUACAGUCACUGCCUUUAAAAGUGAACGUACGUGGACUGAUGUGUCAGGCACCGGAAAAAGUACGUGGAAUGGCUAUCAAAGACCUCAGUGCAGAACUGUUUGACUGUAAGGACGAUAGCGUGAUAAGCACCAUCCAAAUCACUACUGCAGUACCAAACACGUUAUACCCAGCCCAGGGACACUGGCCCAUUUCUGUGACCAAACAACCAGACGUCAAGACUCCCAACCUAAAUAAAAACUACAGAACCACAGCAAGCCCGGUACGCAAAAUCAUUACAAUAUUUGUGAAAUCCGUAAGCACGGAGACUAUUCACAUCUCCUGGAAAGUUGCACUACCAAUGACUGCUUUGAGACUGAGCUGGCUCAAGAUGGGUCACAGCCCUGCCUUUGGAUCUAUAACUGAAACUAUAGUUACAGGCGACAGAAACGACUAUUUGCUCACGGCUCUCGAACCAGAGUCACCAUACCGUGUGUGCAUGGUUCCCAUGGAAACCAGCAACAUCUAUCUCUCCGACGAAACGCCCGAAUGCAUCGAGACCGAGACGGCGCCUCUUAAGAUGUACAACCCUACCACCACCCUCAACCGGGAGCAGGAGAAAGAACCUUACAAAAACUCCAGCUUGCCCUUGGCCGCCAUCAUCGGCGGCGUGGUGGCGCUGGUGGCCAUAGGGCUGCUGGCCCUGGUCUGCUGGUACGUGCACAGAAACGGGUCCCUGUUCUCCCGGAACUGCACCUACAGCAAGGGACGCCGGAGAAAAGAUGACUAUGCCGAAGCAGGAACCAAGAAGGAUAACUCCAUCUUGGAAAUCAGGGAGACUUCUUUCCAGAUGAUACCAAUAACCAGUGACCAAGUGUCCAAGGAGGAAUUUGUAAUACACACCAUUUUCCCACCUAAUGGCAUGAAUCUGUACAAGAACAGCCACAGUGAAAGCAGUAGUAACAGGAGCUACAGAGACAGUGGUAUUCCAGAUUCAGAUCAUUCACACUCAUGAUACUGAGGGACGUGAAAGACUGGUUUGGGUUUUGUUGGGCUUUUUGGGUUUGUUUUGUUUUUUAAAGAAAACAAGAAAAGACUGACUUAACAGUUGCUGUUCUACUGCAAAACACUGGAUUAAAAGACUGACAAAGCAAUGUACUGUACAUUUGCCAUAUAAUUUAUAUUUAAGAACUUUUUAUUAAAAGUUUCAAAUUUCAGGCUACUGCUGCGAUUAAUGUAGUGGGGAUACCUGACCACAAUUCUAUAUUUUAGUAUUUUUUAGUAAUUUGUACUGUAUUUUCCUUGCUAAUAUUGAAGUUACAGACCAUUUAACUUUUGUGUUCUACUGAGUAAGAUGACUUGUUGACUGUGAAAGUGAAUUUUCUUGCCGUGUUGAGCAGUCAGAACAUUCAUCUGAGAUCCUUGUAAGUGUAAGCACAGGUCAUUUUUCACUUUGGUAUCAAUAAAAUAAUGUCGAACCUGGCAAGUCAGGAAGAUCAAAAAGUGGUUACAAAAACUCACAGAACUUCCAGUGUUGGUCUAUUAAAUCUGUAAACCACAACAAUAUUCAAUAAACAAAAAUGUGUGUAGUAAUGGGCAAUAUCAGCUGUCUGGAUAUAUCCAUUCAACAGUAGUGAAAUCCAGUUUAAAUGAGAAUAAUCAAAUUGAUGAUAUGCAUGAGACUGAAGCUUUUGGCAAGCAUUAAAAAAAAACCUGUAAUCCCUAGAGGAAAACAUAAUCAAAUUCCUAACAAAGAAAUUCAAAAUAAAGUGGUAGGCUCUACAAACCAAGGGGGUAGAUACAGUUCAGGAAUAGUCUUUUUGUUAUCAGAAUCAGUGGUCUGUAUAUUACAGACAAAAUAGUGAGGGAUGCUCACAGGCAUUUGGGAGACAAAGGCAGGAAGACAGAGACAACACUUUGAAACUGCUUUGAAAAGAGAAAGGGCUGAAAGUGCAGUUUCACAAGAAAAGAGAGCAGGACAAAACCCAAGGCAAUAAAAGCAAGGUCUCAAAAACUGUGGUCCCAAAGGUGAGCAGACAAAUGGAGAAUGCAGCUAUCUGAAGCAUAUAUGAGUCUGUGUUCAGUAUAAUGCUGUUACAGUCAGGAAUACUGCCCAUUACUGUCACAGUUAUUCAGAAUUUCCUUGGAAAAUCUGUAAGGUAACAUGUUUCUUUCUGCCUUCCUGCUGAACUACAAGCUAUUUCAUGUUUAAACCCCAAGCCACUCUUUGUUGCAAUAAUCAUUCUGUUCAACUAAAAACCAAAGUGCUUUGUACGCCCUUUGGCCAGUCUUGUGUGUGCCUUGAUCCAACACUACAUGUAUCAAGCUUUUAAAAACUAAGAAAAAAGGAAAUAAUAAAAUACCCACCUUUUCAUAUGUAACUUAA
Passer montanus (Eurasian tree sparrow) is the source of this 4440-nucleotide messenger RNA. It is a transcript of the gene FLRT3, whose product is annotated as fibronectin leucine rich transmembrane protein 3. Gene Ontology annotation, molecular function: protein binding. NCBI's taxonomy places the organism in Eukaryota, Metazoa, Chordata, Aves, Passeriformes, Passeridae. The transcript has 3 exons. Bases 1120 to 3069 code for a protein of 649 amino acids. The record is from RefSeq and is a predicted model, not a curated record.